CAGCCCAAAGAAUUCUCCACCAAAUUGUCACAAAUACCCACUGUAAAGCAUAAAAGUUAAACGCCUUACCACAAAUGCAAGAUGAUAAAUAAACGGGAGAAGAUUUAGUAACAGAACUUGUGCUUUUUUCUUUCUUUCUUUCUUUCGUCAGAUAAAAAGCAGAACAAGGAGAGAAUAAUGCCACAGGAAGAGGAUGAAUCCUUGAUCAUCUACCUCAAGAAAGAACUCGAAGCAUCUCUGAUAAGGAAUGAUUCACUGGAGAAAGAAAAUCAGGAAUUAAGACAAGAAGUAAACCGUCUGAAAGCACAGAUAAGUUCCCUCAAAGCACAUGAUAAUGAGAGGAAAUCUAUGCUUUGGAAGAAGUUACAGAACUCCAAUGACAACUCUAAAAAUGACGCAAUUCAACAGAAGACAUCAGAUUUUGUCAAAGUCUCAGAACAGAGCGCAGAACAUUCAUGUCAACGGCCAAUUACGCAAGAAUCAGCAGCCAGAAAGGAAAGGCAAUUACCGAGCCCACCACCAAAGCUACCGUCGCCAAUGUCUCCCCCUCUGAAAGAAGUUCAUCAGAAUAAAUUGCCACCUAAGUCUGCACCGCCACCGCCACCGCCACCAUCAAAGACGUUUAUUGGGUCGAAAUCAGUGCGCCGCGUGCUGGAAGUUGUGGAGUUCUAUCGUUUCCUUACAAAGAAAAAUGCCAACCUGGAGAACAAAGGCAAUUCUGUAACUACUCCAGUAACGGCAUUCACACUGAACAUGAUUGGAGAAAUCGAGAACCGAUCCUCUCACCUUUCUGCUAUAAAAUCAGAUGUGGAAAAACGCAGAGAAUUCAUUAAUUACUUGAUCAAGGAAGUGGAGACUGCCACCUUUAAGGAUAUAUCGCAAGUGGAAAAAUUUGUGAAAUGGCUGGAUGUUGAACUGAAUUCCCUUGUUGAUGAAAGAGCAGUACUGAAGCAUUUCCCAGAGUGGCCGGAACGAAAAGCAGAUGCUCUACGAGAAGCUGCUUUCAACUAUCGGGACCUGAGAAACCUUGAUUCAGAGGUUUUGUCAUUUGAAGACAAUCCAAAAGAGCCCUUGACAAAAGCUGUCGGAAAGAUGCAAGCACUGCAAGACAGGUUGGAGAAUAGUGUUAACAAUGCAGAAAGGACAAGGGAAAGUACGAUCAAGAGGUACAGGGAUUUCCAGAUUCCCUGGGAAUGGUUGCUGGACGCAGGGUUGAUCGGUCAGAUGAAAUUAAGUUCUUUGAGGAUAGCCAAGCAAUACAUUAAAAGGAUAACUAAAGAACUACAGAUCAACGAUUGCUUAUUUGAAGAGAAUCUCCUGCUUCAAGGAGCAAGAUUUGCUUAUCGGGUACACCAGUUUGCAGGUGGUUUUGACACAGAUACCAUAAAUGCCUUUCAAGAACUGAAGAAGGUUGGCACGAGUAGUCACAGACAAUAGUGUGUUCUUCAAUUUACUUAGACAUGUCUAAGAAAAUAUAUUGAAUAUUAUACUAGAAAGCUUAAAGAAGAAAACAGUAUAAAAUGCAUGCGCUAUAGAGAGGGAGAUUUCAUAAGUUAUGGAGUUGUAUAAAAGACAAGUAAUGGGGUUAAUAGCUGGUUGGUACUCAGAACUUUGCACUUUAAUUCAAAUUAAAUACUAAACUUCAUUUUGUAUC
This is a messenger RNA of Ricinus communis (castor bean), 1654 nucleotides long. Its product is annotated as protein CHUP1, chloroplastic. The coding region runs from base 178 to 1437 and encodes 419 amino acids. Gene Ontology annotation, biological process: chloroplast organization. Gene Ontology annotation, cellular component: chloroplast outer membrane. Lineage: Eukaryota; Viridiplantae; Streptophyta; Magnoliopsida; Malpighiales; Euphorbiaceae. The record is from RefSeq and is a predicted model, not a curated record. The transcript is spliced from 5 exons.